This is a messenger RNA of Perca flavescens (yellow perch), 2571 nucleotides long. Its product is annotated as protein phosphatase 1F. Gene Ontology annotation, cellular component: cytosol; nucleus. Gene Ontology annotation, molecular function: cation binding; protein serine/threonine phosphatase activity. The record is from RefSeq and is a predicted model, not a curated record. Lineage: Eukaryota; Metazoa; Chordata; Actinopteri; Perciformes; Percidae. Gene Ontology annotation, biological process: protein dephosphorylation; negative regulation of protein kinase activity. The transcript has 8 exons. The coding region runs from base 296 to 1609 and encodes 437 amino acids.
CAACAACAAUAUAAACAGUUCUAUUGACAAUGCAUAAAGAUACAUACAUCAAUAUAUCAAAAUUAAAUUAAAGAAAGUCUCAUCCCUCUAAAAGCACUCGUUUCCUCUCUCCCUGCAUGAAAGGAAGCACGUUAGGGAAACGUAUCCACGUAAUGAAGAGACUUUGGUGACUAUGUGAAUGACUAACAGAAGUUCUACUCUUUGAACCGUUAGGUCUACCAGCGCAGUCUCCAUUUGAAACCUGUGAGCCCUGACCCGCUGUUAACGUGAGCUUACUGCAGCCAGAAUCAGCGAGAUGGAGGAGGAGGCCAGGUGCUUCUUGGGGAGGUUUGUGGAGGAGUUCCCGGCUGCUCUGGAGGAAGGCAGUCUGCUGCCUGUCAGACCCAUGAGCCGCAAAGUGUCCCUGGAGGAGCUGCAUGGAGAGAGUCUGGAGCUGGGCCUGAGGCUGCUUGCUGACAGGGGUGCUCCUGCAGGCCUCAGUGCCCUCCUGUGCCAGACCGCACUGUCCCAACUGCUGCAGAACAACCUUUUACCUUUCCACUGCCCCCACAAAGCUGAUGAGAACCAGGAAGAGGAACAGCAAGUAGUCUUGCUUCAGUCAGAGGCAGUCCAACGUCUCUUCCUUAACAAGCUGAUAGAAGGGGCGCUGGCAUGGCAUCAAAAAUUCCCCAAGCCCUCACCCUCCCCCUCCCGGUUCCUCCUCUGCUCCAUUCAUGCCAUCAAGAACACAAGAAGGAAGAUGGAGGACAAACACUUAGCCCUGGCUGAGUUUAACCAGCUCUUUGGAAUCCAGGAUGGAGUCGAACGUGCCUACUAUGCUGUGUUUGAUGGCCAUGGAGGGGUGGAUGCUGCCACCUUCGCUGCCACACACCUCCAUGUUGCUCUGAGUAAACAGGAGACACUGCGGAGUGACACAGCCACAGCCUUUAAAACUGCUCUCAAACACACUGAUGACAUUUUCAAGAGAAAAGCCAAGAGAGAGCGUCUCCGGAGUGGCACAACAGCUGUGGCGGUGUUGAUUCAAGGACAGGAGCUGACUGUGGCCUGGCUGGGAGACUCUCAAGCAAUGCUGGUCAGAAAGGGACAAGUUGUUAUACUCAUGGACCCCCAUAAACCAGACAGAGAGGAUGAGAAACAGAGAAUUGAGGAUCUUGGUGGCUGUAUCACCUUCAUGGGUUGUUGGCGUGUUAAUGGCACCUAUGCUGUUUCCAGAGCAAUUGGUGACUUUGACCAGAAGCCCUAUGUGUCUGGAGAAGCAGACUGCUCAACAACCCAGCUGUGCGGAGACGAGGACUAUGUGCUGCUGGCGUGUGAUGGCUUUUUUGAUGCAGUCAAACCUUCAGAGGUCCCUCAUAUGGUCUUGGAUGCACUCCAUCUGUCUUGUGACCCCGAGGGCAGGGCAGACGCUCUGCUGGAACAGUCUGAGGAAACUGCUGGACUGAGAGUCGCUCAACAGUUGGUAGGUCACGCUGAGGCAGCCGGUUCUAGUGAUAACAUCACAGUGAUGCUGGUGUUUCUGCGACCACCGCAGCAGCUGCUGGCUCAAAACUCCAGUACAGGACCUGCACAAGCUACUCAAGACUCUUUGCAAGAUGCACCACAGCAGUAAAGAAGGAGGUUUGCUGCCCCAACAUUACUGUGCCAAGCUACUGCCUGACUCAGCAUUUUCUUUUUCAUUCCCAAGCUGUCAGACAUCCUGCAGACUGACAAAGCUCAUUUAACCUAACAAAACACAUGAACAUAGCAGGCUUUAGUCCCAUUAUGUCACUGCUUUGGAGGAAAAGUGUUGAUUCAACUGUAUUUAAAAAGAUCAUUGGAAAAGGUUUGUUAGAUUAUGCAGGGCUAGUGAGCUGUGGUGGGUGUGCCCCUCCUGAGUCCCUUGAAUGCGUCCUCCUGCUGUGUCAAUUAGUUUGUGAUUAUUUGAAUGUUAAAGGAUAAACCCCAUUGUGUGUGUGUGUGUGUGUGUGUUUAAGUGAUUUCUCCCAAUGCCUCGAAAAUGCCUUUUUUCUGUGCAGUGGUUACUUUCAGUGUUCCCAGAGGAAAAUUUAAUUUUUCUACUAGCUAUUGUCAACUUUAGUUUAUAAAAUGCCUAUAAGCCUUCAAGAACUGAUAUCAGUUGAUCUGUAAUGCCAAGCAGUAUGACUAUUGAGAGCAUUUUGCAUUGUGCACCGUGCAGGAAAUGAUUUGGAUUAAGUCACUACAUUUUGCAACCAAUAUGAAACUGAUACAGUUUGUUUCUAAUUCUAAUUAGUUGAAUCUCUAAUUCUGGGCUUUAUCAAUGAAGAACAAAAUUACAUAGGUAUCACAGAGAGGCAUCAGUGUUUUUGUUUUAAAACUAAUGUGACAAAACUAACUACAUAGCCUUGGCAUGUAAAUGGUAAAAGUGUUAAUGUGGAACAUGUUGCUUGUUUACUGGAUCACACUCCGACAGUAUUUUUAUUUAUAUUCUUUAAUAGUUCUUAAUCACAUCUUAUAUUAUAGAUGUAUGUUGUAAUGAUUUUGUAAUAUUCUGUAUCACUGACAAGGUAAUAUUUGGUAUCAACAGCUGAAUUAAAAGCAAUGAGAAUAAAA